This is a messenger RNA of Girardinichthys multiradiatus, 1948 nucleotides long. RefSeq names its product adenosine deaminase 2b (gene ada2b). NCBI's taxonomy places the organism in Eukaryota, Metazoa, Chordata, Actinopteri, Cyprinodontiformes, Goodeidae. The transcript has 10 exons. The record is from RefSeq and is a predicted model, not a curated record. Gene Ontology annotation, molecular function: adenosine deaminase activity. Gene Ontology annotation, biological process: inosine biosynthetic process; adenosine catabolic process. Bases 190 to 1698 code for a protein of 502 amino acids.
CCAAUUAUCCAGCCGCUCCGAGUAUUUCGCUGACAUGCUCAGUCUCUGCAGUUUGUCUCGGGGAAAACAAGCAGAGCGUUUGGACCGACGCAGGACAUCAGGAGCUGCCGUUUGCUCAACCACAUUUGGAAAGCCACAGCAGCAUGUUUCAGUAGGACUCUGACCCUUUCCAGUGGGGUUAAAAAGGACAUGGUGAAACCACUCUGCCUGGUUCUGCUCACCUUUGUUCCUCUGCUGUGGUUUGCAAGGGAGUCUGACGGGAUGCCGGACCCUGCUCGCAGGGACCUGCUGAUGCGUGAGGAGGUGUCCAGGCAGACGGGAGGCCUGUUGAAGCUCACGGCUGCUGAGCAUAAGCUGGAUACUUACCUGCAUCGGUUAAAGGAGCAGGAGAUGGCGGCUACACUGUUUCCUCCUGCCGAACACUUCUUCAAGGCGAAGGUUCUCAUUGAAAAGAGCCCGAUCUACAAACUGCUGCAGAAGAUGCCUAAAGGCGCAGCGCUCCACGUCCACAGCUCGUCCCUAGUCGGCGCCGAAUGGCUGGUGAAAAACGUCACCUACAGACCUCAUUGCUACAUCUGCUUCACGUGGGACAACUCGAUCCGUUUCCUUUUUUCCAAUCGGCAGCCCUUCCCUCGAUGGGACUGCUUCUACUGGCAGCUGCUGGAGUCGCUGAGAGCCAGGAUCGAGGACAAUGCAGGGUUUGACAACAGUUUAAUCCAGCACCUCACACUGUUUACUGAGGAUCCAGAUGGUGAAUAUCCAAACCAGGAUGUUGUUUGGGAGAAGUUUGAGAAGGCCUUCAUAGCAGCUGCAGGGUUAAUCACCCACGCUCCUAUUCUGAGGGACUACAUCUAUCAGGGCUUAGAGGAGCUUCACAAAGACAACAUUAUGUAUCUGGAGCUGAGGAGUGGUCUGUCAAGGACGUAUGAGCUUGAUGGGACCAUUCACAACAAGGUCUGGACUCUGAAGAUGUUCCAGGAAAUUACAUUGAAGUUCAAACAAAAUCAUCCAGAAUUUUUUGGAGCGCGCAUCAUAAUUUCUGUCCACAGAGCUCUGAGUGUAUCUGAGGUCAGAGCUGCUGUAACAGAGGCCAUCCAACUGAAAAGGGACUUCCCAGAUGUUGUAGCUGGAUUUGACAUGGUUGGCAGGGAGAGCGGUGGGGGGACUCUUUGGUACUUCAGAGAAGCACUGUCGCUGCCAGCUGAACUAGGUGCAUCACUGCCGUACUUCUUUCAUGCAGGAGAGACAGAUGAUGAAGGCACAGAUGUAGAUCAAAAUAUUCUAGAUGCUCUUCUUUUUAACACCACUCGUAUUGGGCAUGGCUAUGCUCUGGCCCACCAUCCGCUCGCCAAGGAGCUUUCUAGGAAAGGGAACGUAGCUGUGGAGCUUUGUCCCAUCUCUAACCAGGUGCUGAAGCUGGUUUCGGAUCUCAGGAACCACCCUGCAGCCGUGCUGAUGUCUGAGGGCCACCCGUUGGUGAUCAGCUCAGAUGAUCCCUCUCUGUUUGGGACAACCGGACUCUCCUAUGACUUUUAUGAAGCCUUUGUGGGUAUCGGAGGACUGAAGGCGAAUCUGGGCACUCUGAAAGAACUGGCUGUCAACUCCCUCAGGUACAGCUCACUGCCAGCUCAUCUGAAGGACCGUGCCCUUGUUAUGUGGCAAAACAAAUGGGACACCUUCAUCUCUGAUAAUUUAUGACUGUCCAAUCACAAUUAAUCCUGUUUGACUUGAACUAUAUAAAGUAAAAGUAGGAUGUUGUCACAGUGGAGUUUCUGUUUUUAGCCCAGUUAAAUGGACCUCUACUGGUGAGUCUUGUAGGUCAGCAUUCACAGUACCUGCUUCUCUGAAACGAUGGGCAGUUUUUGUGCGUCCAUCACAUGUUGUAUCUUCCAUCUCUGACCGCUGCACUGCUGAAGAAUGAGUUGGAAUUGGACCUCUCCCAUUGCUA